AUGCUUCCGAAAGUACCUCCCCGACCUCCAACCCGUCGUGAACGUCGCGUGUUCAGCCUGUCGGAACCCACCACCCCGUUGGACCCUGGCUACGGAUCCUCCGGCUCAACGCCUCAGUCGCCGGGGCUGGUGAAGACCCAUUUGUUUAUCGCCGGAGGUGUUCUUGGGUUGGUAGACCAGAAUAGGAUCGAUGGGAACGGCACACUGGUCAAUUCUGGCGCAGGCUGGACCUCGGGUCGAGGGGGGACAGCAGUUAACAACGGACGAGGCCAACUCGUCAGGAGUGGCACAAACGCACCCCUAUUUCGCACCACAUUUCCCACAACUCGGGCGGGGAGCGAGGAGGAGGCAGAAAAACACAGGGCCCGUCUUGCUGCAGCACUUGGCCUCGAUCAAGCUCAGCGCGUCCUCGAUAUCGGCAUUGCCACUGGGCGUGGCGAUCGCUGCGUAAGGCCUGGCUAUGUCCCGUCGAUCUGGACGGGUACGGAAUGGGUCAACGACGGACCUGUUCCCAAACCUCAAAAACCGCUCGGAAACCGCACGUUACCCAUUGCUCCCUUCAAAGUUCUUGACGCUCCGAAUUUGCGUGAUGACUUUUACUGUUCUAUCCUGGCGUACUCCCCCACCACUUGUACCUUGGCGGUGGGCUUAGGGAAUUUGCUGUAUGGCUGGUCCGAGGCCCGCGGCGUGCAACUAUUGUAUGCUGGGGGCGACCCAGACGCAUACCUAACAAGCUUAUCGUUCUCAUCUACCGAUGGAUGCCGGGCCAUCUUAGCAUUCGGCCGAUCCGACGGAACCUUCGGUCUGAUGUCGCUUUACGAUGAAACGGAGUCAACAGGAUAUCGGUCAGCGCCGCGACCACGUUUCGACGUUGUUCAGCAGGCACCGAUCUCGUGCGUAAGUUGGAAGCCGGUAUGCACGCUGCGACCAUCUCGGUGUCACUUCAAUCGCGGCAUUCCGGUGAAAAAUGAAGACCUUUUGGUCGGAGACGACUCCGGGCUCAUCUACUACUACGCCGUCGAAUGGCCGGCGCGAUGGGAGGUAGACCGCCACAACUGGCCCGGCGAGAUCACCUUGCUGGCACGUAUCUCGGUUCAUUCGCGACAAAUAUGUGGCCUGACGUGGUCAAAAACGGGGGAUGUCUUUUGUACCGGGGGUAACGACAAUGUGUGCUAUCUCUUCGAGACUGCCAAAGCAGUCAACGCAGGUUCCGUUCGUCAUGGAGCAGGGCAGCGACAGUCUGAACGGCCAUCAGAGUCCCAAGCACAAGGAUUGAGUGAGGUUUCGGAGGCGCGAACGGAGAUCCAGAUGUCCCAAGACGCCCCGUAUUAUCCGGCAGUUCACCUUGGACCUAGAGAUGCCAAGCAUCGGUGGGCUCAUAGUGCUGCCGUCAAGGCAAUUGCAUUUUGCCCGUGGCAAGAUAGCCUAGUAGCAACCGGUGGAGGAUCCAACGACAAGUGUAUUCAUUUUUUCCACACCGGGUCAGGAACGGCUUUAGCGUCUAUUUCUGUUUCCGCCCAAGUGACGAGCCUCAUCUGGUCCACAACCCGACGAGAGAUUGCCGCAACGUUUGGUUACGCUCACCCGGACCACCCGGUCCGCAUUGCCGUCUUUUCAUGGCCUGAGUGUCGCCAGGUCGCGGCCAUUCCUUGGGUCGGUGAGCACCGCGCGUUGUACGCGAUCCCAUACACAGGCGGGCCUCUCCAACUGGGGGAGACCGGCGACAGGGAGGGGAAGAGGCCAAAUCGCGGACUCCGUUCUAAGGAAGGUUGCAUAAUUGUCGCUUGCAGCGACAAGAGUGUCAAGUUCCACGAAGUCUGGACUACAGAACGCAAGGGGACGAAGGGUGUGGCGGGCGUGUUAGGUGGGAGCCCGAUUUUGGAGCUUCUAGAGGGGAUCGACCGGGAAGGCAUGGUUAUCCGGUAG
Messenger RNA from Dichotomopilus funicola, 1926 nucleotides. RefSeq lists its product as uncharacterized. The transcript is spliced from 4 exons. Gene Ontology annotation, biological process: anaphase-promoting complex-dependent catabolic process; positive regulation of anaphase-promoting complex-dependent catabolic process; positive regulation of ubiquitin protein ligase activity. The record is from RefSeq and is a predicted model, not a curated record. Bases 1 to 1926 code for a protein of 641 amino acids. NCBI's taxonomy places the organism in Eukaryota, Fungi, Ascomycota, Sordariomycetes, Sordariales, Chaetomiaceae. Gene Ontology annotation, molecular function: ubiquitin ligase activator activity; protein binding; anaphase-promoting complex binding. Gene Ontology annotation, cellular component: anaphase-promoting complex.